Messenger RNA from Paramecium octaurelia, 151 nucleotides. NCBI's taxonomy places the organism in Eukaryota, Ciliophora, Oligohymenophorea, Peniculida, Parameciidae. The record is from the annotation of a GenBank genome assembly.
AUAUGAUUAGGAAUUCGAGAAGGAAAAGAAAGAAUUUAUUAAUAGGUAUGGUUUCUGGCCUCAACACAAAAAAUCUUCAGGUGAGUCAUUGGAUAAGACCAAAUAAUCUAGCCCAAAAUUUGAUCCCCUGGCUUUAAAUCUAAUGAAAAAA